CUCUCACCCUCGCCGCCGCAACCAAAGCCCUGUAGAGUCACCACAUCAGCAGAAAAAGACAACAGAGAGAAAGAUAAGAGAGACAGAGAGAGACGCGGCCAGCGGCAGCGAAGAUAAAGAUAAAACAGCGACCAACGAAGAGAGGAGAAGAAGAACAGAGAGCGAAAGGAGAUGAGGGGAAGCCACUCCCUCUCUUCCCUCCUCUUCUACCCCCCCUCCUCCCACCGCUACUAUAACCCCUGCACAUCAUGAACAAAACCCGCCUCCUCUUCUUCCUCCUAGAAGAAGAAGUAUAGUACGGCAGUAUAUAUAUAUAUAUAUAUAAUGGCUCUCACCACCCUCCUCGACCCUCUCUACUGCCCGGAAGAGCAGCUGGAGCUCGACGACGACGCUCCCCCUGCCCUCCAACCUUCCGUCCCUGCCGCGGAGGCGGCGGCGGAGCCGCCGGAGGACUGGGCGGAGCUGUUGGCCUCUCUGGUCGCCAAACAAUGGGAGACCAACCCCGCGCUCUCCUCUGACGGUGCCGACGAACUCUAUCUGCGCUCCGUGAGGAGGGGCGCUGUCGAGUGGGUGACGCGGGCUGCCGCCCGCCACGGCUUUGGUGCUCUCACGGUGGUGCUCGCCGUGAACUACCUCGACCGGUGCUUCCUCUCCGGCGGAGUUGGGCUUGGGCUGCAGGGUGAUCGGCCGUGGAUGGGGCGGCUGGCGGCGGUGGCGUGCCUCUCCCUGGCGGCGAAGGUGGAGGAGACGUACGUCCCCCUCCUCCUCGACCUCCAGGUUGCCGUGGCGGAGGCGGAGGUCGAGGCCGGGUACGUGUUCGAGGCCAAGACCGUGCGGCGGAUGGAGCUCCUCGUGCUCUCCGCCCUCGGCUGGCGGAUGAAUCCCGUCACCCCACUUUCGUUCAUCCACCUCCUCCUCCCCCACCUUUUUCCCAAAACCCAAAACGGUAAUCUCACCUUCUCCUCCUCUGCCCGUCUCCGCUGCGAGGCCAUUCUACUCUCCGUGAUAGCCGAUCGGAGAUGGGUCCGGUAUCCGGCAUCGGUGUGGGCAACGGCGGCGAUGCGGCACGCGUUGGGCCAGCAGCUGGAGCCCGGCAAUGGCGCCGCUGCCGUGGGGUGCCACGAGACCCAACACAUCCUGGCCCUCCUCAACGCUCCCAAGGAAAUGGUGAAAGAAUGCCUUCAGCUCAUUCUGGACUGCAUUGGUGGUAGCCGUGGUGGUGAUAUUGGUCAUUGUCACAAAAGGAAGCACGUGUUCACUUCUUUGGAUCACCAUCCUUCACCACCCAGUCCCGAUGCGGUGCUGGGUUCGUGCUUCAGUUGCGAGAGCUCGUCGAGCUGCGACUCCUGGGCAAUGUGGCCCUCCCUUUCGGCCUCGUCUUCGCCGGAGCUUCCUCCCCUCAAGAGACCCAACUGCAUCGCCACCAAAGCCUUUGGAGACGAUCAAAGUGGGGAGAAUGGGGAUCGGCUUCACCACCAGCAGCCGAGAGUACUGGAUUACAACGCUGUUUCUAUUUAGAGUAGAUUAAGCUAUAUGGUUUAUGUUGUUAUCAGAAGCAGACUGCCUUCCAUCUCUGCCUUUGAGUUUGGGAACGAGGUAAUGGACCGGAGCUCUUGGGACUUGGGGUGAUGAGGCGGAGGAGAGCUGGGAAUUGGAAGGAGAGGGAGGGAGAACAGGAAGCAGAGAUGGGUGGCAUUUUUCUUUUCCUUUAGUUGACAAGAUAAAAGAGGCUUUGCCCCACCGUUGCCAUGCUACUGUUCCUUUGGCGCAGCCAGCGUUACUGUGCUGCUGUUCCUCUACCUCGUGUCCUAUCAGUUUUCAUCAAUGCAUGGUUCCCAUGAGUUCUUAUUUUCA
Molecule: messenger RNA, 1854 nt
Organism: Elaeis guineensis (African oil palm)
Lineage: Eukaryota; Viridiplantae; Streptophyta; Magnoliopsida; Arecales; Arecaceae
Product: cyclin-D3-2
Source: RefSeq, a predicted model, not a curated record